Molecule: messenger RNA, 836 nt
Organism: Drosophila rhopaloa
Lineage: Eukaryota; Metazoa; Arthropoda; Insecta; Diptera; Drosophilidae
Product: thioredoxin, mitochondrial
Exons: 2
Coding region: 165-653 (162 amino acids)
Cellular component (GO): cytoplasm
Molecular function (GO): oxidoreductase activity, acting on a sulfur group of donors, disulfide as acceptor
Source: RefSeq, a predicted model, not a curated record
UGGCAGUGUGGCAUCACCUGCAUCCACGGUUUAUAAACAAACAUUGAACGCACACGCAGUACGAAAAAAACUGGUUAAGCCCCAGCCCCGCAAUCUAAUCGCUGCGAGUCCCCGUGUUCCGCAUUCGCAUCCGCCACCGCACCCGCACCGAAUCCCAGUCCAAAAUGCUGAAGAUCGCCGCCGAGGGAAUCGCGCCACGUCUGGUGGCCUGUUGCUCCAUGGGAGCCACCAGUGCCCAGAGCAGCUGCCAAAGGAUCGCUCCCCAGGCGGCCAAGGCCACUCAGAAGUACCUGUCGCAGUCGCAGAGCCUCCUUAAGAAGCUGGUCAUCAAGGAUCACUACGAGUUUGAUCAGAAGGUGAUCAACAGCGACAACCCGGUGAUCGUGAACUUUCACGCCGAGUGGUGCGAUCCCUGCAAGAUCCUCACGCCCAAGAUGCUUGAACUUCUGGAGAAUUCUAACGAAAUCGACCUGGCGGUCAUCGAUGUGGAGACGAAUCUGGAUCUCGUUGAGACCUUCGAGGUGAAGGCCGUGCCCGCAGUGCUGGCCUUCAGGAACGGCGUUGUGGUGGACAAGUUCAUUGGCCUGGUGGACGCCAACAGCAUCGAGACGCUGAUCGACAAACUGAAGCGGAAGCAGCAGCAGAAGCAGUAGCAAAAUGCGGGAAGUAUAAGUGGGUCUGGGAGGUCAUGAUUUUACACAAGAAACGGGAGACUGUUACUGCGAUAAAGCCCAAUACCGAGGCAGGAAUUGCAAUCAUCGAUGCUGAAAGAAUAUGCACAAAAUACUUUAUUAUGCAAUAAAACUAAUAUUAAUUAUGGCUAUUUUUAACUCACA